Molecule: messenger RNA, 626 nt
Organism: Saccostrea cuccullata (small rock oyster)
Lineage: Eukaryota; Metazoa; Mollusca; Bivalvia; Ostreida; Ostreidae
Product: cytochrome P450 1B1-like
Exons: 5
Biological process (GO): hormone biosynthetic process; progesterone metabolic process
Molecular function (GO): heme binding; steroid 17-alpha-monooxygenase activity; iron ion binding
Source: RefSeq, a predicted model, not a curated record
GUAUACAAACCCACUCUAUCACAGAGAAGUUGUAAAGUUAUCCAAACACUACGGACCAGUUCUACGUUUGAAGUUUGGUCCGAAGACGUUUGUUUUCAUUAAUGACUAUGACACAGCUAUGGAGGCGCUUGUUAAAAGAAAGACAGAUUUCGCGGGAAGACCAUCCUUGCGAUCACUGGAGGUCUUCUCAGAGGGCAGUGGAAUCUCAUUUCCUCCAUACUCUGAACCCUUGAAGAUAAACCGUAAAGUGGCCAGUGUCGUAUUAAGAAACUUUUUAAAGAGCAAGGUUAUGGAUGAAAUAAUUGAGAAGAAUAUGAUUAAGUUUAUGGAGAGAAUGUCAGCCGAAAAUAAACCCAUAACACCGAAAGAAUACUUGAACAAGAUUCAGUUCCAUAUUCUUUUUACUCUAUGCUUUGGACAGAGAACAGACGAAGAAAUAGAGAGUUUUAUUCAGAGAGUUGAUGAGAUCAAUAAGACCUUUGGAGGAGGGUUUUUGGAGGAUAUCUAUCCUAUUUUUGAGAAACUGUGGCCCUCACAAAAGUAUUGCCACUAUUUAAAAUUGGUAAACAAUCUAUUACGCAUCUUUUAUGGCUACUUAGAAGAACACAAAAGUUCAUUGGAUAAAA